ACAAACGAGCGAAAGAGAAAAAAACGAAAACAAAGAUGCAGCCGUUAAUACAACGCGGCAGCGCAGCCAGCAGAGCAGCAGCAGCAGCAGCAGCAGCAGCAGCAGCCGCAACGAAAUUAGCAACAACGAGUAGCAGUAAAUGUAAUAGUAACAACAAAAACAACAACAACAACUUAACAUUAGCUAUAAUGCGAACAAAAAAAGCAACAGCAACAGCAACAACAAAAACAAACGCAAACUCCAAAUUUCACAAACGUCGACGAAGGCGACAGCGCAGCAGCAGCAGCACAACAACAGCAACAGCAACAGCAACAGGAGCAACAACAAUCCGUAGAAGAAGCAGCAUCCCAUAUCUAAGCAGAACUGGCGCCUACCUGACGCUUCUGCUCCUAACCACAACAUGUUCCUUGUGCGCUGUUGCCGCCGCAUCCGCUGCCAGCGCUUCGGCUGCCGCCGCUGCCGUCGCCGCUGCCGCUGCCUCUGCCACGAAUGGCGCCAGCGCCAGUGGCUUUGUGUUGCCCAGUUCACCCUGUGCACCGCAGCACUGGUGGGAUCAGCUGCAGCACAAGUGCACGCCCUGCACCAGUUGCCAGGGCGAGAUGAUGACCCAUCGCCCGUGCCAGCUGCACAUCGAUACCGUUUGCAGGUCCAUUUACGAUCUGCCCAUCGAUUGGGUGAGGGUGUCCAGAACGGAGCCAAACUGGAAGGAGCGCCGAAAGUUUUCGGAAUAUGAGCAUUUUGAUCAUCCAACGCCGCUGCAGCAUUUGACCCACGAGCAGCUGCAGCAGCUGCACGAGGAGGCAGCCGCUGCCUUGCCCCUCGACUGGCAGACGGGCGCACUCUUUAUCGCGGCGCUCGCCUGCCUGCUCUUCUUCUCGGUGGCCGCCUGCAUACUCAUCCAUCAUAUGCGCCAGUGGCGCCGCAUGGAGCGCCGAUUGGAUCAAGAUGUGGAAGAGUUGUCCACGAAGCUGAUGGCCAAGCUGGCCGAGGUGCAGAGUCUGGAUGGUGGCACCUUCUUCAUAGGCAAUGCGGAUGCGCUGCGCGGUCUGCCCGCCUCGGCAAUGACGUCGGCGUCGGCGUCAGCGUCAGCUGCACAGUCGGGCAUCUUUCAGCCGCAACAUGUGCUGCUGCCUGUGGAAAAGCAUGCGAAGCAUCACGAGCGACGCAUUCUGAAAACCCUGCAACCGGGCAACGUCUACAUCGAGGAGAGCAACGGAUUAGGAGCUGGUGUCUUUGCCGGCUCGAAGGGCUGAUGCUGCAGCCUGGCCAGCAGCUUGUUGGGAACUACUUAAGUGUACGUUGUCGUCUAGUACAACAGCAACAACAGCAAUAACAGCAACAACAGCAACAACAGCAGCAACAACAACAGCAACUACAAUUUUGUACAAAGAGAACGCUGAGGGAGCUCGAGAACUUGCAAAAUUUUGAUAAUUAUCUACGUGUACGAUUAAUAUAUAUUUGCCUGAUAUUUAAUUUAAAUGUUAUGUUGACUUGUUUGUAAUGCAAAGGCACAGCAAUUAAUUAAUAUUCUUAAUUAUUAAUUAAUCAACACGUUCAUGCUGGCAAAUAGUUGUAUCAAACGGCUUGCACAAGCAUUUGUUUAUGAAUUCGAGUUAGUCUAAAUUGGAAAUUUGUGCAAACUUUUUCAAAAGCCUUUUGUCAACACUCACAAAAGACUUUUCGUGAAAUAGCUGGACUAAAUUAGAGAUUUGCUUCAAACGUAAAUAUUUUGGGCCGACUGUCUGCAAAACUUUUCUCAAAACUCAAGGAACUCCAUAAAAUCUGGAAUAUAUGUAGAGAUACUCGAACUUGAUUUUCUAUUCGGAGCUGUUUGCCCAAACCAUUUGCCACACUGAGCGUUACAUUAAUUCUAUAUGCGGAAUUGGUAAAUUGUUUUUGUAUAUAUAAAAGGGAGUUUUUUUUUUUUUUUUUUUU
Messenger RNA from Drosophila virilis, 1935 nucleotides. It is a transcript of the gene wgn, whose product is annotated as Tumor necrosis factor receptor superfamily member wengen. Lineage: Eukaryota; Metazoa; Arthropoda; Insecta; Diptera; Drosophilidae. The record is from RefSeq and is a predicted model, not a curated record.